Molecule: messenger RNA, 4011 nt
Organism: Stegodyphus dumicola
Lineage: Eukaryota; Metazoa; Arthropoda; Arachnida; Araneae; Eresidae
Gene: Msh6
Product: DNA mismatch repair protein Msh6
Biological process (GO): mismatch repair
Cellular component (GO): nucleus; MutSalpha complex
Molecular function (GO): mismatched DNA binding; ATP-dependent DNA damage sensor activity; ATP binding
Source: RefSeq, a predicted model, not a curated record
CAACAGUAAGAAAUGCGCGCCAAUUAUUUAUUUUUCGCACAGCAUUGUUUCGUAGUCUGUGUGCUUGAAAGUCUUAUUUAUCUGAGAAUUUAUUAAAAGGUUGGAACAUUUUUUCACUAUGUCAAAACCUAAAACAUUGUUAGACUUCUUUUCAAAAAGUCCAGCAAGUAAGCCAAUUCCAAAAACACCUAAAUCACAAACUCCUGUGUCGAAAAAUUCCGCUUCAGAAAACAUUCUUUCUUCUAAGAAAUCUCUUAACGGAAUAUGUAAUUCUGAUUCACAGACUCCUUCAAGAAAAUCUGAAAUAAAUCGAAAAUCUGAAAAAACUACAAACAAAAGACACGCGCCUUUAGGAAGUGAUGUUGAUUCUGAAAGAGAAGCGGAAACUGAUGAGGAAGAAAAAGUCACCACUUCUAAAACUAAAAGACGGCGUAUCAUAAUAGCAUCUGGGUCAGAAGAUUCUGAAGAUGAAUACAAACCUGGAAAGGAAAGCUCAGAUAGUGAAGGCAGUGCAUCAGCGGUAUCUGAGAAUUCAGAUGAAAGUCCAGUGAAAAAGAAGAGAAAAACAAUGAAGAAGACAACAUUGUUAUCACCAUCUUUGGCUUCCGUCAAGAGCCCUAAAGCUUCACCUAAUUCUUCUUCACCUAAAACUCUCUCUCUCAAUAGUCCUAGAAGCACUCUACCAGUAACACCUGCAUCUGGGAGUUCAAGAAAACUUUCUACUAAUGUGUCUAAACAGAAAUCUUGUGAAGCUACAAAUGAUGACGAAUCCAGUAAAAGUGAAGAUAAUUUAAAGGAAUACCUACAUGAAACUUUAGAUUGGUUAAAUGAUGAUAAGAUAAGGGACAAAUCUGGUAAGCCAAAGUCACAUCCAGACUACAAUCCUCGGACAUUGUUUGUUCCUGAUAGCUUUAAGAAAAAUUUAACUCCUGCAAUGAAGCAAUGGUGGGAUAUGAAAUCGGACCAUUUUGAUACUGUCCUUUUCUUCAAGGUUGGAAAAUUUUAUGAAUUGUACCACAUGGAUGCUGUUGUAGGAGUCAAGGAACUAGGAUUAGUCUUUAUGAAGGGUGACUUUGCUCAUUCUGGUUUUCCAGAAAUUGCAUUUGGUAGAUAUUCUGAAUGCUUAAUUGAAAAGGGGUACAAAGUAGCAAGAGUGGAACAAACUGAAACACCUCAAAUGAUGGAAGAACGUUGCAAAAGUUUGCACCGACCAACAAAAUUUGAUAAAGUGGUGGCUCGUGAAAUUUGUCAGAUAACAACUAAAGGCACUAGAACUCUGACAUAUCAGAGUGAACCUAUGGCAGCUAAUAAUAAUUAUUUGUUAGCUAUAUGUGAAAAGUAUGAUGAAGGAGAAGGUGGUGCAUCUGAAUAUGGUGUUUGUUUUAUUGAUGUUACAAUAGGAAAGUUUUCAUUAGGUCAGUUUAUGGAUGAUAGGCAUGGUUCAAGACUUAUGACUUUGAUUGCACUAUACCCUCCAUCUGAGAUUUUAUAUGAACGAUCUUCUGUAUCCAAGAAGACUCUGCAGUUGCUGGACAACAAUUUAAAUAGAGUUUCAAAGGAAGCUCUAAGUUCUGGCUCUCAAUUUUGGGAUUCUACAAAAGUAUUAAAAUUCUUGUCUGCAAGUGGCUAUUUUAAAGGUGAAAAUGAUGUAUUGGAAUGCCCUGAAACAAUCUUAAAAAUGCUUGAUGAAGAUGACCGAUUAUUACAGACUCCUUUAAAGAAUUAUGAACUUGCUUUCAAGUCACUUGGUGCCUGCAUCUGGUAUUUAAAAGAAAGUUGCAUUGAAGAUGCUGUCCUUACUAUGAAAUUGUUUGAAGAAUUUAAACCAUUGGAUGGUAUUGCAGUAGCGACUAAAGAAUCAAAUGAAUUUAUAAAGCAGCAUAUGGUUUUGGAUGGAGUAACAUUGCAGAAUUUGGAUAUUGUUCCUGUUCAUCCAUUAGAUACUACAGAUGAAUCAUUGUUAGGUGUAAUGGAUUUUUGCUCAACUAGUUUUGGCAAAAGGCUUUUUAGACAUUGGCUUUGUUCACCAUUGUGUAAUCCAAGAAGUAUAACUGAUCGUCUAGAUGCUAUUGAUGACCUUAUGGAAAUCUGUGAUACUGUUGAAGUAGUAGUUGAAUUGUUAAAAAAGAUACCAGACUUGGAAAGGUUUUUAAGCAAAAUUCAUACUCAAGGCCUGAAUCGUUCCAAAAGUCAUCCUGAAAUGCGGGCUAUUUUUUAUGAAUCUGAUAUUUACAAUAAGAAAAAGUUGCUUGACUUUUUAUCAACACUUGAUGGAUUUAAAGAAAGCAUAAAAGUAAUAUCUCAUUUUGAAGACCACUUAGAAAACUUCAAGUCAUCUAUUUUGAAGGAAUGUACUUCCACUACUAAAGUAGGAGGUCGUUUCCCAGAUUUAUCUGAAAAGUUAGUAUAUUUUGACCAUGCAUUUGACCACGAAGUAGCUAAAAAAGAAGGUAACUUUAUUCCACGUCCUGGAGUUGAUGAGGAAUAUGAUUCUGCGUGUGCAGAAAUUGAAGAAACGGAAAAGGAUCUUGAAUCCUACCUACAAGAGCAAAAACAAUUACUGAAUUGCAAGGUAACCUAUGUUGGCAGUGCAAAGACAAGAUUUCAACUUGAAGUUCCUGAUAAUAAAAAGGUUCCAAGUAAUUUUGAGUUUCAAGGAGCCAGAAAAGGAUUUAAGAGGUAUUAUACUCAGGAAUGCAAAGAUUUUGUAACUCGCAUAAGUAAAGCAGAGGAGAAUCGGAAAGUAGCAUUACGUGAUGUUGCAAGAAGAAUUUUUGCACAGUUUGAUAAAGAUUAUAAUAUGUGGAAAGCUGCUGUUCAUUGUCUUUCUGUACUUGAUGUUCUUAUCAGCUUGUUAACAUACUACAAAACAAGUGCAGUAACUAUGUGCAGACCUAAAUUUUCACUUCCUAGUGAAGAUACAAAGCCAUUUUUAGAAAUCAUUGAAGGAAGACAUCCAACAUUAUUGAAAUAUUUUACGAAUGAUGCAUACAUUCCUAAUAGUGUUUAUAUUGGACCUAAAAGGGAACCUGAAAAAGAAAAUAUUAACAGUGGAGGACAAUUAGUAUUGGUCACUGGCUCAAACAUGGGUGGCAAAUCCACUUUAAUGAGGCAAGCUGGAACUCUUGUGAUAAUGGCUCAAAUGGGUUCCUACGUUCCUGCUGAAUCUAUGUCUUUAACUCCAGUUGAUCGAAUAUUUACUAGAAUUGGUGCUAGUGAUAAUAUGAGUAAAGGAGAAAGUACAUUUUUUGUAGAGGCAAGUGAGACUUCAAGCAUCCUACACCAUGCCACACUCAAUUCCUUUGUUUUAGUUGAUGAACUAGGUAGAGGAACUGCUACUUAUGAUGGUACAGCCAUUGCAUGUGCUGUUUUAGAUUACCUAGCUAACACUGUUGGUUGUAGAACUUUAUUUUCUACUCAUUACCAUAAUUUAGUUGAAAAGUUUUAUUCUCAUCCAACGGUUGGUCUUGGUCACAUGGCAUACAUGGUUGAAGAAGAUAGUGAAUGUCCAGCAUUGGAACGUGUUACCUUUCUAUAUAAAUUUAUUGAUGGUGUAUGUCCAAAAAGUUAUGGCUUCAAUGUAGCUUUGCUGGCUGGUAUUUCAAAAGAUAUUGUACAUUCUGGCCAUUUAAAAGCUCAGGAAAUGGAAUACUGUUCAAAAAUCUCCAAAUGCUUAAGGAAACUUCUUAGAAACAAGGCACCAGAAGAAAUUGCCAUCAAGCUUCAUGAAAAGCUUAAAACUUUGAAAAUUCUGGAAUGAAUGUGGUCAGAGUUAGAAAAUGAUUCUGUGAUGUUAAAAUCUUGCAGAGAUUCGUGUACAUACUAUUUGUUUCUUUGUAUGUAUUAUAUUUUUAACUCAUCUUUGUCAGGUAAGGUAAUUUUACCUCUACAGUACAACUUGCAUUUAAUUUUCCCUGGCAAAGAUCUGUUAAUUCAUGUUAUGUCUGGAAUAAUUUUUCAGACUAUCAGAAUUGUAAAAAAAUUUCUAAAUAAAAGUUUCUAAAUACUUAA